AUUUUUUAAAUAGUUUUUUAAUUUCAAAUACUGAGCAACACUGGGCCAACUUUUUGGCAGAAAUGUUCCUGGAGAUAAUACAGCCUUUUGAUAAGGGUUUCUGCUCUAUUCAUGGAGGUUUUACUUGAGGGCUGUAAUUGCUAGUUGUUGGGCGAAUAGUCCCUUUGUUAGAUCAUUACGAGAAAGCUAGAGCUUGCAGAUUAAAUUGUGGAUGUAUUCUGACUGUGGCAGAUGUUGAAAGAGCAAGAAGAACUGGGUGGGGAGGGGCUGGCUCAUGUAGAACAGCACCAAGAAAUUUUUAUAUACUUUCACUGAGUAGUAGACAUCAAUGAGAAACAUCUUUUUCAUAGGACACCAUGUUAAAUAUAAUAUACAGACAACGAAACAAGUGAGCAAAGCUUGUAGGUAGAGUGUCAGGAGGGCUAAAGCAUAGAAUGAGGCUUGGUGUGUGAGAGAUGCUCAUAAGAAGACUGAUUUUUUUACUGUGUUCAAAGCAAGAGAAAGACCAAGGAAAUAGUAGCUUUGCUGGAGAAAUGUGAUACAAGGUGCGUUUUCCGCCCUGGGCUCCUUUGGGAGGAAGGGUGGGGUAGAAAUGUAAUGAAUAAACUAACGAAUAAUAACUUCUACUUUGCCUCAGUUUUCUCCCACGAGGUUAACCCGGCAAAAAUAUAGCAAAUUGACAAGGGAGAGUGCUGCAGUCCAGGUUGGGUAAAGCAGUAUGGGAGCAGCUAGCAGCCUCUCUAAAUGAAUCCAGGGCUUGACAAUUACUCAAGGAACUAAAGCUGUAAUCUCAAAAGCCUCUGUCCAUUCAAGUUUUCAGAACUGUUAGAGAACAAGAGAAGUAGAGGCAAGCAAAUCCCUCCCUCUGCAAAAAGAGGGAAAGAGGACCCAGGCAACUGCUGUGUCAAUAGCAUAAUGUCAAUAAUGUCAAUUGUUGGAAAUGUUCUUGCUAAUCUGAUAACCCCGGUAGUCUUUACUUGGACUUUGUCAUUUUAAGGCAUUGUGCAACUGUACUCAUUAUAUUGCCUAUUUUAUGAUUUUGUUUUUCACCUUCAAAUUUUAAUCUGCUGUUAUAAUUCUUCUCUCUGUUUUAUGUACAUCAUAAAAUGAAGUUUUAAAAACUUUGGGGGAAAAAAGAAAGCUGGACUCAGAAAAGUACAUGCAUUACAAAGAGCUGGCUAGGGUUUCUCAACAAUAAUUUAUGCCUGAGUAACUGUAUCUUCUUUUUAAAUAUAGUUACUAGCCCGAGUAGCUAAGGAGAAUGCUGUAGAUAUGGUACACCUUGUGAAAAGUCUUCUUCCCCACCCAUACUAUUCUUUAUGAGCUGGCAAAAUGUGGGCAAGAUUGUGCUAUUGUUAAGUAAAUUUGCAGCUGUUUGGUAAGCUAUGGUAAGCUGUUUGGUAAGAGUGCCCAUCUGUGCUGAGAAUUGACAAGUUGGGUGCCAUAGUCUUGGGCUCAGUGGCUUUCAACAUAGUUAAUAAAUGACAUGGAUGAAGGAGUAGAGGGGAUCCUUAUCAAAUUUGCAAGUGACAUCAAACUGGUAGAGCUACCUAACAACCUUAAAGACAGAAACAAGAUUUCAGAAUUAUCAUGAUGGGAUGGAGAACUGCGCCAAAAGUAAAGAUUGGUCUAACAGAUUAUAUAAAGUUCUGCAUUUGAUUAGGCAGAAUCAGGUGGAUAAAUGUUGAAUGGAAUAUACUGAGCUUUAUUUACAACAGUGCAUGUGGGAAGAGGUUUUAGUACACCACAAGUUAAAGGUGAGUCACCAGGGCAAUAUGAUAGCUAAGAAAGUUAAUGUAACUCUGUGCUUCAUCAACAGAAUUAUAGCUACCAGAUCUUUAGAAGUAAUGGCACCCUUUUAUUCUGCUUUGGUCAGAUCUCACCUAGAAUUCUGUGCCCAAACUGGGUACCAUAGUUUAAGACGGAUACCAGUGCAGGGGCACUGGAAAGUGUCUGGAGGAGUGUGACAAGGUUGCUGAAGGCCCUGGAAAGAUUAAAGGAGUUGUAUACAUUUGGCCUAAAAAAGAAAUGAAGAGGCAAUUUGAUAGCUAUCUUUCAACAUUUGAAGAACAAUGACUUCAGAAGAGACAUUGUGGCCUGUCCCAAUGAAAGCUAUUGGAGCACAGAACCUACUGACAAUGCCUGGAGGUGUUACCAAGUCAGGAUACCUGCACAAAAAAGGAGGAACUCAGUUCCAGCUCUUAAAAUGGCCACUGAGGUUUGUGAUUAUCCAUAAGGGAUGUAUUUACUACUUUAAGAGUAGCACUUCGGCAGCUCCUCAGGGUGCCUUCUCACUGAAGGGCUAUAAUAGGGUUAUGCGGGCAGCAGAAGAAACAACAUCAAACAAUGUAUUUCCUUUCAAGUUGGUUCACAUUAGCAAAAAGCAUAGGACCUGGUUUUUUUCUGCCGCCUCUGAAGAUGAAAGAAAGGACUGGAUGGCCUCACUUAGAAGAGAAAUAGAUCACUACCAUGAGAAGAAGGAAACUGUUACUGACUUAAGUGAUUCUGGUUCAGAUGUUGACAGUUUCUAUGGCUCAGUAGAACGACCCGUUAAUAUACACUACUCUCAACAUUCAAUGGAAAAUUCAGAUUAUGACCAGGAUGAAGAUGAUGAAUAUUUACAGCCAGAUAACUCGGAUGGUAUAAAGUGUGAAGAUCAUGUAGUAUCUCCACCAGUGUACCCACCUCCUCCGGUUCCAUCGCUGGGAAAAGCUUUCUUUCCAGAGACAAAAGCACACUCGUUCUCCGGCAGGCGUGGUGUGCCGGUGCUUCCAGCGCCCUCCCUGAAGAAAAGCUUAACGGAUGUGAGGCCUGAAGUCCUCUUAAGCAGGAGAGGAGAAUUCCCCUUUCAGUGCCAAGCAGAGCACGAUGUGAGACCCCAUCCAGCACGUCAUCAAAUCACUAACCAGGGUCCACCAGUGCCUCCUAUUCCUCUGGCCAAAAAGCCAACCUACCUCACAGAGAGUUGCUCUUCCUCAGGUAUACGUCUGCCACUGACCUGCACUUUACGUACUGCUGAAGAGAGUCAGAGGUUUAAAGAGAAAAAACUUCCUGCGCAAGUGCCUCCUUCAUUGCCAAGCAGCAAGCCCAAAUUACCACAGUAUCUUGUGACUCCACUGGUAAAUACCCAGGCACCAAGGAAACCUGGACUUUUGACACCAAAAGUACCAGCUAAGCCUCAAGUGCCUUGUGAGAAACCACGUGUGCCUGUUUCUAAACCAGAGAAUCCUUUGCCUCCACAUUUAGACUCUGCUUCUCCUAGAAGAUCUUCUCCAGAUGGACAAAGUUUCCGAGUUGCCUCAUUUGAGAAUCCACUAUUGCCUUCAAAAUCAGACUUAUCUGGAGAAGAGUCCGAUGGUGACUAUGAAAAGGUUGAGCUGCCUAAUUCAGUAUUUGUGAACACCUCUGAAUCCCUUGAAGUUGAAAGGAUGUUCAGAUCAGAAAAUCCCACAGGACACCCGAAAAGUGGAUUAUUCUGUAUUAGGAAUUCAUCCACAAAUCCUGGCAAGGUAUUGGUUGUAUGGGAUGAAUCUAUUGGGAAAGUGAGAAACUACAGAAUCUUUCAACAGGACUCAAAGUUUUACCUGGAGGCAGAUGUUGUGUUUCUAAGCCUUGGAAGUCUGGUUGAGCACUACGGCAGCCAUGUCUUGCCCAGCCACCGUAAUCUGGUCCUCAAAUUUCCUUACGGCUAUUCUGGACCCAGGUGACAGACCUACCUAAUACACUCUCGCUCUAACACCAAGCACAGUUAUGGAAUCCUAGGACACAACUGUUGACCUUCCUAAUUAAUGAAUGGUUAUAGACUGAUAUCCCCUCCCCCUGUGCUUUUCAUAAAGAGCCUGGACGAAUUUCAGAAGAGGGCUGAACACACCUCCUAACUUGAAUGGGUCAUAUGGACAACUAACAGAGCUACUAAGAGACAUGUCUAGAAGCAAAGUGCUAAUGGCUUCUUGCUAUGUGUUUUCCUGGCUGGUUUUUGACUCAUCACUGGUGCUUGACAAAGUUUUAAAAUAGUUUAUAAUUUAGCUGUAAAUAACACAAAACUGCACCAUAAUACAAACCAUGCAUGAAUGUGCUUUGUCACUUUUGCUUUGUCACAAUUGUGAUAUUUUAAGGGCAUUUGGACCCCCUAGGCCUCUAGACCCUCAUAAUAAUGGUCAAAGUAAGCACCAGUCUCUCUCACUCUUACACGCAUCACACAAUAUUGUUGUAUUUUGCUCUGCUUAAUGAGUUACAAAGCACCUCUGUGCAAGGGUAACUGUGUGAAAAUUCAGCUGAUGCCAAAUUGUAAUUUUGGAAAAAUCUACCAGGAAUAUUGACGUAUAUGCACUUUUUGAUAUUAUCACCAAAUAGUUAAGUUAAAGAAAUGUGUUGACCAUAUGAUUAACCAUAAGUAUUAACCCAAUGAAUAAAUAGAAUGGCAACUUGUUUUUAACAUGCAAAUUAAUGUGAAAAAUAAGGGUUUUUAAUGUCCUAUAUUUCAUUAUUUUUAUAUUGUAAGAACUAUACCAACGAAUUAUGGCUCUUAUGAAAGAAGAACUCUACUGAACAGGGUUUAUAUAAAGAUUUCUCAAUCUGU
This is a messenger RNA of Podarcis raffonei (Aeolian wall lizard), 4579 nucleotides long. RefSeq names its product SH3 domain binding protein 2 (gene SH3BP2). Gene Ontology annotation, biological process: signal transduction. Gene Ontology annotation, molecular function: SH3 domain binding. The record is from RefSeq and is a predicted model, not a curated record. Bases 2073 to 3707 code for a protein of 544 amino acids. NCBI's taxonomy places the organism in Eukaryota, Metazoa, Chordata, Lepidosauria, Squamata, Lacertidae. The transcript has 13 exons.